UCGCGACUUCUUGCUUCUCCACGAAGCGUUCAUGCGCGCCCACUUCCUCGUCCUUGAGCGCUGCGUGUUCUUCGCACAACAGCAGUAGUCCAUCAUCUUUUGGCCCCCCCACCCCUCGGUCGUUACCCGCUCUGACCUGCCUCCUCGACCACCGUCUGCCUUGAACGAUGAGCCACUAGAAACGAACAUCCGACCGUCGCACGUGCUUUCGCAACAGCUCAAGAUGGCGAACGACCCGAAGCUGGGCGUGUCUGGGACGAUGUCCAUGGAGCCGCCCAGCCCCAAGGAUAUCAAGCUGGAUGAUGCGCUUCUGCAAGAGUUGAAAUCACGGAAUGAGUUUGAGGCUCCUGAGGAAACGCAGAGAAGACAUUCCGUCCUGGACCGACUGGAAAGCGUCUUGAAACGACUAGUCGCAAUGGUCGGGAAGCAGCAAGGCCUCCCUCCAGGCAUACUCAAUGAAGCCGGAGGCAAGAUAUUCACCUUUGGUAGCUUCGAGCUCGGCGUCUAUGGGCCCAAAUCCGACAUGGAUACACUCAUGGCCGCGCCGAAACAUGUCAGCCGCGAAGACUUCUUCCAAUACAUGCCAGACCUGCUUCGUAAAGAGUUCAAGCCGGAGGAGAUCGCCGAGCUCACGCCGGUGCCCGGGAUCAGUGUGCCAAUCAUCAAACUCGAGCUGUGCGGUGUCUCCGUGGAUCUCAUCUUCUGCAGGCUCCACCUUCAAUCGGUGCCAAAAUCCCAAGAGCUGUCCAAUCUUGAUCUGCUGCGGGGUUUGGAUGACACCGAUCUGAAGUGUGUGAACGGCACCAGAGUGACCCGGCGCAUUCUCGAGCUCGUCCCACAGACAAAGGUGUUCCGGAUGGCAUUGCGCGCGGUGAAGCUCUGGGCUAAACAGCGCGCGCUUUACGGCAAUAUCGUUGGCUACCCCGGAGGAGUUGCAUAUGCAAUGAUGGUCGCACGCAUCUGCCAACUCUAUCCCCGAGCCGCGGCACCACUCGUCAUUUGGAAGUUCUUCUAUCUCAUGAGGAAAUGGAACUGGCCGAGCCCGGUGCUGCUUCAAAACCAUGAAGAGGGCUCCAUAAAUCUUCGGGAAUGGGAUCCCAGCAUCUACCCUGGCGACAAGCGACAUCUCAUGCCCAUCAUCACUCCUGCGUUCCCUCGCGCCAAUGCGUGCCAUACGAUCGGGCCUUCCACCAAGAAGGUGCUUCUGCAGGAGAUGGAGCGGGCGGAGGGCAUUGUCCGAAGCAUCUACGAAAGUGGUCGACCAUGGAGGGAUCUCUUCCAGCGCCACAGCUUCUUCACCGACGCGUAUAGACAUUACAUCUGUGUAAUCACCGCUGGGCGAACGAAAGAGGCGCAGCAAGCGUGGUCUGGGCUGGUAGAGUCGAAAGUCAAAUGGUUGAUUGUGGGAAUUGAGCACUCUGACGCGAAGAGCGUGGAGCUUGUUCAACCGUACAACAAGGGCUUCAACCGAGUCCACGAAUGCAAGGGGGAUGCAGACAUCGACAAGACGCUGGACGGGAACCUCGAUUGUCAAGUCAAGGAGAUCAAGACCGUCACCACCGAGCAGGCGGGAGAUGUGCAAUUCCAAGCUGCCGCGCAGACAGACACGGAUGGUCAGGAAGUUCCUGCGCCGAACGGUGAAGCGGAGGUGCCGCCGCAAACAGACGGGCCGCAGACAAUCUGGACUACCACAUUCUAUCUCGGCAUCGGCUUGACUAAAGGGGCGAAUUCGCUCGACAUUUCUUCUCCAAUCCGCGACUUUACGCAGCAGUGCAAAGAGUGGCAGAAUUACGAUGAGAACCUGCACUCCAUCCGUGUCAAGCACAUGCGAAAUUACGAUCUCCCGGCGGACGUAUUUGCAGAAGGCGAGACACGGCCGACGCGGACGAAGAAGAAGUCGGCUCCCAAGACGACCGACCCGACGGCAAUGGACGCGGCGAAUAAAAAGCGUAGCUUCAACAACUCGGGCUUGGACACACUUGACGACCCCGCUAAGCGUCGUGCUUCAGCGAAUGGCACAGCAACGCCAAACGGUGUCCCUCCCCGUUGAUGGACAGACAUCAACUCGAGCGAAAUGAUAUCUCGACUUCAGCGUCUUACUACCAUCAUUCCCGGCCUCUAUUGGCUGCACCGUGAAUUCGUGAUUUUCCAGAUCCGAUUCACACUCUGCAGAUGAUGGCUAACCGACCUCAAAUGCAGUGAGGAUGUCCCGCAGAGCAGGCCAUAGGAGGGCCGAGCAAGACGCAUGCAGAUGGAUGGGAUUGGUAGGUAAGUGGCAGGCUUGCAUCCAUCCGCUGCCGAAUCACGUGUUCCCAUGCCCCCGCGGAAACGUUGAAGGAACAGCACCGGGGCGUCGAAUACGAAUAGCUGGCAUGGAGCACCGCAUGGAUCGGUGUUCUGGAAGGGAGGGAAUUUGGGUGUGGAAGCACUCGAGUUUGGCCAUGCAUUGCUAAUCGAUAGUAGUAUAUCACUAGUUGCCUUGAAUGGAACUCCGUUUUGCUGAAGCCCACGGGCUUCGAGUUUGCAC
Neohortaea acidophila is the source of this 2527-nucleotide messenger RNA. RefSeq names its product Poly(A) polymerase papa. Gene Ontology annotation, molecular function: poly(A) RNA polymerase activity; RNA binding. The transcript has 5 exons. Gene Ontology annotation, cellular component: nucleus. Lineage: Eukaryota; Fungi; Ascomycota; Dothideomycetes; Mycosphaerellales; Teratosphaeriaceae. The coding region runs from base 224 to 2050 and encodes 608 amino acids. The record is from RefSeq and is a predicted model, not a curated record.